This is a messenger RNA of Triticum dicoccoides, 1302 nucleotides long. Its product is annotated as bax inhibitor 1. Lineage: Eukaryota; Viridiplantae; Streptophyta; Magnoliopsida; Poales; Poaceae. Bases 210 to 953 code for a protein of 247 amino acids. The transcript is spliced from 6 exons. Gene Ontology annotation, cellular component: membrane. The record is from RefSeq and is a predicted model, not a curated record.
CACGCGUGCGUCGCACCACCCUAUAUAGCCUCCGCCUCGCGUCUCACCCCUCCCAUCACCGGUAUCGAAAUCCAUCCAUCCAUCCAAAGCAGCGGAAGAAGAAGAAAAGGAAAAGAGAAAAAUCCAUCCGGAAGCGCGAGCAAAGGCCAAGGCAGCUUUGCGUGCGAGGCGAGGCGAGGCCGCUCCGAUUCGACAGACGCAGGGCAGGGAUGGACGCCUUCUACUCGACCUCGUCGGCGGCGGCGAGCGGAUGGGGCUACGACUCGCUCAAGAACUUCCGCGAGAUCUCCCCCGCCGUGCAGUCCCACCUCAAGCUCGUUUACCUGACCCUAUGCUUUGCCCUGGCCUCAUCUGCCGUGGGUGCUUACCUGCACAUUGCCCUGAACAUCGGUGGGAUGCUGACAAUGCUUGCGUGUAUCGGAACCAUUGCCUGGAUGUUCUCUGUGCCAGUCUAUGAGGAGAGGAAGAGGUUUGGGCUGCUGAUGGGUGCAGCCCUCCUGGAAGGGGCUUCGGUUGGACCUCUGAUUGAGCUUGCCAUAGACUUUGACCCAAGCAUCCUCGUGACAGGGUUUGUUGGAACCGCCAUCGCCUUUGGGUGCUUCUCUGGCGCCGCCAUCAUCGCCAAGCGCAGGGAGUACCUGUACCUCGGUGGCCUGCUCUCCUCCGGCCUGUCGAUCCUGCUCUGGCUGCAGUUUGCCACGUCCAUCUUUGGCCACUCCUCUGGCAGCUUCAUGUUUGAGGUUUACUUUGGCCUGUUGAUCUUUCUGGGAUACAUGGUGUACGACACGCAGGAGAUCAUCGAGAGGGCACACCACGGCGACAUGGACUACAUCAAGCACGCGCUCACCCUCUUCACCGACUUUGUCGCCGUCCUCGUCCGGAUCCUCAUCAUCAUGCUCAAGAACGCAGGCGACAAGUCGGAGGACAAGAAGAAGAGGAAGAGGAGGUCCUGAACGUGUUGUCCUCUGCACAUCGUAGAUACCAUCACCGCCGCCGCCGCUACUGGUACCACCUCCACUGCUAAGUACUUGUAGGAAUUAAGCUGGCGCAGUAACUUGUCGCCGUGCCACCCUUGUUAAUUCGCGAUCUGUGUCGUGUGAACCUUGUGUGAGUUUGCUGCUGCUGAUGAAGCUUUUGCAGACGCUGUCUGCGUUCCGGAUCUCUUGCGUUCCUGUUACUGUCUCGAUAAUCGAAACCUGAGACGAUUUGGUUUGGUUGCGAAGAACAUGGCUACGCUUGAUUGUGGCUCGUUGGUUUUAACCUUGUGAUGUGUCUCAUUUCUUUUGAACAAAUUGUCCAACA